Ambispora gerdemannii is the source of this 1413-nucleotide messenger RNA. NCBI's taxonomy places the organism in Eukaryota, Fungi, Glomeromycota, Glomeromycetes, Archaeosporales, Ambisporaceae. The record is from the annotation of a GenBank genome assembly.
AUGCAGAAACCAUCAAAAUGGAACGUAGCAGAUACCAACCUUGCAAAUUUUGGUAGUAAGCUCGAAAAAGAUGUUCACCAUGCUGCUGCUGAAAAAGAACAGGCGUGGGCUGACCCUUCUAUCGGGCCUUGGCCAAAGGAUAAAUAUGGAAGAUUUUAUUCUGGUGAUAGUUAUAUUGUCCUUCAUGUAAGUUGGAAAAGAAAAAAUAAGGACAGCGAAGCUUUAUCACAUGAUAUUCAUUUUUGGCUUGGAUUGGAGAGUUCGCAGGAUGAAGUUGGAACAGCCGCCUAUAAAACGGUUGAAUUGGAUGAUUUCCUUGGUACAUCUCCAACCCAACAUCGCGAGGUUCAAGGUCACGAAUCCAAACUAUUUUUCUCUUAUUUUAACCGCUUUAUCGUUGAAGAAGGUGGGAUUGCCAGCGGAUUCAAACACACCGAACCUAAAACAUACAGACCACGACUUUUAAAACUAAAACAAGUUGGAAGGACCGUGGUAAUUCGCGAAGUGCCAAAAGAUUAUCGCUCACUUAAUAGCGGAGACGUGUUUGUACUUGAUACGGGCAUCACGCUAUAUCAAUUGAACGGAAAGAAUUCUCAGGGCGCUGAAAAGGUUAAGGCCGCGGAGUUUGUGAGAGCCGUUGAGGCUGAAAGAAAUGGGGCCACAAAUAUUAUUGUGAUUGAUGAAGGUGAUAGAGAAAUGCCUAAAUUCUGGGAAGCACUCGGUAGCAAAGGUGAAAUUAAAUCUGCAGAUGCAGACGUUGGUACUGAAGCUGCACAUUACGAGAAGAAGCUAUAUCGAUUAAGCGAUGCUAGCGGACAAAUAAAAUUCACUCAAGAAGCAACCGGUAGUAUACGUAAAUCACAUUUCGAUACAAAUGAUGUGUUUCUUUAUGAUGCUGGGUUCGAAGUAUUCAUAUGGGUCGGAAAAAACAGUACCGUCAAAGAAAAACGGUAUGCGCUCGACUAUGCUCAGAAAUACAUCAAAGAACAUGCACGUCCUGAAUUCACUCCAAUUUCGCGUGUUGUUGAAGGCGGAGAGAAUGAAAUUCUUGAAAAGAGAAUUCAGGAAGAUAUGACCAAAAAGAAAACAUCUUUGAAGUUACGAAAAAUACCUUUCACCAGUGCUUUCUGUUUUAUUCAAUAUGAUAAAAUUUUUCCUUACACUCUUAUGCUUGUUAUGUAUGCAUUAUUUGCGGUUGGGAUCUGGAAAAAUUGGCAGACAUUUCUAUCAUCGAUAAUAAUCACCAAGUUUCAUAAUGAAGAAUGGGCAGGCACGUUGAAAAGUGGUGUUGAAUUGCUCGUAAAAGAAAAUUGUAAAUCUGCGAUUGCUUUUCAUCGUCAGAAGGAUACUUGUCUUCAGUAUAAUCGACUAUCCCGAUAUUCAGGACAAUUGUGUGCAAGAGAAUUGAUAUAA